GUUAUUCCGUUUGUCGGCCGUUUCCGCGCAUUAAUUUAAGCAGCAAUUGAAUUUCGUUCACUGGUGCGCCGGUGCAUUUUUUACGUGUUAAACAAUCUGUUGAUUCACAGCAGGCCUUGCAAAACGUGUGUGCAAAAAACCAUAACUAGUCAAAUAAGAUCUUUGAAGUGCUCUGAUGGAGGUUUGUGCGGACUUCGUAAUUGUGUGAAUCGGAAUCGGUGAAAAGUUAAAGGGAAAUCAAAGGGAAGAAUUUAUGACCAGCUGUGUUAUUGAUUAAACAUGACAGCAAAGGGAAGCAAGAAAAAAACCGCAAUCAGUUUCUCGGUUUUGUGGCGCUAAACUAGCAACAUUCCCUAGCUGCUGCUUAGGAGCUUGAAUGGAAGAAAUCGUGAUGUGUUGAGUGAAUGAGACUGCGGGACUUGCUGGCGCUAUUUUGCUCGUACCAUAUAUAAGAAGAAUCGACGACACUUUCAACGGCAGCCAGUGAAAACAACGACUCAUGAAGUAGGUACUAACAUAGGUACAACAACUUGCGUGAGUGGAAAGCUCGGUUACAUACAGGCGUUGUGGCGAACGACGACGCCUAGGGCAGUCUACGCCGGAACGCGCCACCGACUGGAGGCAUCGUCAUUCCGGUGCCAGAUUGUGAAACAGCAAGAAAAAAGUGAAGAAGCGCCACCGAAUGAAAUAGUUUUGCAGUUUAUGUGAUUAAUUUAAGAUAGGCUGGUUUAAGUGGUUUAAAAAAUCAGCAACCGCCAGGAUUGGAAAAAGUGUAAAGUUUAAGUCAUGAGUUAAACCUGGUUGGUGGUUUAGUGGGGAAGUGCGGAAUCCGUUGUAGGCGGAAGUUACGGUGAAGUGUCUUUUCUUUAUUUUCGAAACCCGAAACGAAACAAAACGAAGUCAAGCGAAACGUGCAAAGUCGGUAGAUAGUAUGAAUCGAAAACCGUUUGUUGAAAGUGAUAUAAAUUUCAAUUCGAAACGGACGACUUGGCUGGCCGGUGGCGUGGGAAUGGCCGGCCCGAAGAGGCGUCUCAGUUGUUGGAAGAACCGCUGGAAGCUGACGACGUUGACAGUGUUGGUCACGUUGGCGGUACUUUUUGGUGCCAAAGCCAGUGGGGUACAAUCGCAGGAAGCGUUCAUGAGUGACAGUCAGCAUCCGGAUCAUCCGGAUCGUGACUUCGAGCAUAUCAUAGAUUCGCCCUCGGCUGCGGCAGUUUCCGAUACCAGCAAGGAGAUCAUAACCAAUCACAUUCCCAGCCAUGGAUCUCAUGGGGAUGACGAAGACGGCAAUGAGUCACAUUACGAGUAUGAAAAUGUUAAUACCCGGGAAGGUGACCUGCAUUAUACCGAGAUAUCGGGUGACGUUGUGCUAGGGGAAAAAGUUCUUCGGGCCUCCGAGAGUCCAUACUCGUUGCGAACGGAUUUGGAGGUCGAGCGAAGGGCUCGCCUGAUCGUGGAACCCGGAGUCACGAUCUACUUUGCGCCGAUGGUUGGGAUAACGGUGCGUGGAUCGCUGGUGGCAUUGGGUUCAUCAGAGCACAAAAUCACCUUUACUUCGCUUCCCAAUUCGGGGUAUCGAGAUGUUGUUGCCGAUCCACGGGAUGUCGGAGCCAGGUUGGUCGAUGGACCUAGCCCGGUGGCCGGUCGGUUGCAGCUACUGAACCAGGGCAAGUGGCGUUCCGUGUGUACCAACUCCAAAAAUUGGACUAUUGCCGAUUAUGAAACCACCUGUCGACAGAUGGGAUACAAGGGAGGUCGUUUCUGGAACUGGAUGGAUAAGAUCCAGAACUAUGACCCAAGGCUGCUUUUGGAGGAUCCUAAGUGCGCAGGGAAGGAAGGUUCACUGUUUGAAUGUGACUGGAAAUCGAGACAAAUCGGAUCGGGAGUGUGUGACUACCAUAGUGAUAUCGGGGUUCAGUGUUUGCCGUUGUUUGAUCAAGUGACGCCUCACUGGCGGGGAAUACGGUUUGAAAAUGCCGAAAGCAAGGAAACGUUGGCUCACAAUCACAUCCUAUAUGAUUUCAUUUCGCUUUCGGAGUUGCGUCACGUUGAAAUUGUCCGGGCUGGCACCGGAAGAGGCGGCAGUGCUGAGGCAGCCAUAUCAGUUAUAGGAACUCCGCCGAUCCUCGAUCACGUAACCAUAGAUCAUUCGUCUUACACAGGAAUCAACGUUACAAGACACGAAGCAGCGUUUGCCUUCAAGGAAGUGACAGUGAAACGAAGCAGGGGGUUCGGAAUAUUUGUAAAUUCAAGUUACGGAUCAACGCUGCUGGAUAGCGUUACGGUUAGAGAAAAUGGAGCUGAUGGAAUACGUUAUGUUGGCCACGACCUACGAGCGGAUGAGAGAAUUGAUCGAAGCAAAGUAUUCGAUUUCUGUACUCUCACGACAACUGCUUGGCAGAUAUUCCCCCUACAACUAUCGUUCGAACAGUCACAAUUUGCUCUCUCGCCUAAAGAAUGCUCACAAUUGCUAAACACAGGUCCCGGCUACGUGCUAACGUUCCACUUUGUCUUUUUCGAAAUGACUCGUAAUGAAACUGCAACCAUACAAAUCUACGAUGGAAUGUCUGAGAAUGAUCGUUUGCUAGCGUCCUGGAACAUUCGCAAUUCUACGAGACCUCAAAGUGUAACCAGCACUAGGGAAAAAAUGUUCAUUAGAUUACGAGCCGAGUCAAGAAGUCGAGUGCUAGCACACUUUCGUGUAACGGCAGGUGCAACGAAAGCUUAUGAUCUGAACGUGACUCAGACCACGGUUGCCGACAAUGGUGGUCGCGGUAUUGCCAUCGACAAUCUGCGGUCGCAGGUUCACGUACACGCUUCAACGAUUACAAACAAUAAUCAUGCGGCAGGUUUGCACGUCACUAGUGGAGCUGGCGACGUCAAUGUAACGGACUCAAAAAUCAGUUUCAACUCCGGAGAUGGUAUCAACAUCACUUACUACGGAGGAAAUAGAAACAUAUCUCGCAGUUCUUUGAGCUCAAACCGUGGUUAUGGAUUUUCGGUAUGGUUAAACCAAACGACGAAAGAUCGCCAAGAGUUUUUGGAAUUCAAUCAAACCACAACCAUUGAGUACUCAAACAUCGUCAAAAAUUUGGAGAUUGGUGUUUUACACGGAAACUACUGCGGAGAUUCGUGGGUCAACAUAACAGGGAACUGGUUCAAUGACAGCACUAGCAACGCGAUCGAUAUUCAAUCCUGCUGGUUCGAAACAAUAGAAAACAGAAGACUGAGACUACAAAUAGGUCACAACAACUUCGAGCACUCGAAUAAAAUUUCAAUCGUUAUAAGUCCUAUACUCAAUUUAGAAGGAAAAAUCGAGUACAACCAAUUCCUGAGGGGAAAAUACGGAGCAAUAUUGACACGCAACAAACCUUGGGAAGAAUUCCGUGCUCUUCCUGUUAGAUUGAUAAUCCAGCAUAAUUACUUCAUGUACAACAGGGGUAUCUACGUGGUGUCCCUUGGUUUAUCGACUAACACGGACAGCAAAACACAAUAUUUGCUGUUUACAAGAAAUUUCGUGAAAAAUAACAUAAUCAAGGAAGCUUUUGGGCCCCUUGAGGAUGAAGGGGAGAGGCUCGGAGGUGAAGGUCGAUUGAAUCCGCGAUCCAGAGUAGCUGCACCGAUUGUGAUUGGUUCAAACGACGUAGAAGUUUUCCGAAAUAUCAUUUCGAAUCCACAGUCCAGAUACGAGGUCGGCUCGCAACUCUCCGACCAAAGCAAAGCCUUAAACGUCACCUACAACUGGCUUGGAUACCAGGAUGAGGAAAAAGUCUACGAGCGAUUGUUCCACCGGAAAGAUCGAUACGAUCUGGCGAAAAUAGAAUACUUCCCUUAUUUGCUGCAUCAUUCGAAUCCAGGUACACAAACCAUUGCUCAGUACGCUAAGUUUGUGCCGUUCUUCUUCAAGGAAGGUAGUGAUCGAAUCGGGGGAGAAGUUGAUGGUCAAGAGAUAUUACCCUCGGGAAGUUACACCGUAGAGCGAGAUAUCAAUGUGAGACCAGGCGGGAAAUUGAUAUUAAACUCGGGAGUGAUAUUGAAUUUUGCGCCAAGCGUCGGUAUGAUGGUUACUGGAAAAUUGGAAGCUCGGGGUCGAAAACCGGAUGAUAUUAUGUUCACUUUGAAACGGGAGGCAGUUAUGAUGGAUAACGACACGACCGAAGCUAUCAUGAUGGACCCAGAUAUGGCGGUCGAUAUCGAUACGGAGUCAGUUCCGGAUCUUGGACCGGCAGAACCUCAAACACCGAAAGUCCCGGUAAGGUUAGUCGGUGGUCAGUCAGACCAUGAAGGUCGAUUGCAGGUGUACAUCGAUGGUCGAUGGGGAACGGUUUGUGAUUACGGUUGGACGAUGAUCAAUGCAGCGCUGGUUUGUCACCAAUUGGGUUUGGCUUUGAAUCCAAGAGAUUGGAGGCUGCAGCGAUCUGAGGUUCCUGGAGCUGGAACUUCCGAGGAUGUACUACUAUCAAACGUACGCUGUUUAGAACAUGAUAUCGAUAUAACACAGUGCCGUUCAGAACGAGCAUCUCACGGAGAAUUUGAGAACUCUUGUUCACACGAAAAUGACGUUGGAGUUCGAUGUUAUGAAGGAGCAUGGGCCGGUUUACGAUUCGGAGUUCUAGCAGAACGGGCUGAUCUUCAAUACGUUACCAUCGAAAAAGCUGGGCUGUUUGAUUACAUGACGAAUACUUUCAAACCAGCUCUUCAGAUGGACUUUGCCAGGCAUAAUCUAGAUAGUAUCCGAGUGGUUGAGAACCUUCAAGAUGGUCUGGGAAUUAUUUAUUCGGACAUCUACGCUGGAACUUCAGUCAAUAAUAUAAAGAAUUCUGAGUUUUUAAGUAAUCGCGGAAACGGUAUUAGUAUAAGUCAACUAGGAAUGAAAAUCCAUGGUAGUAUCAUAAAAGAUAAUCGAGCUUCCGGAAUCAACCAUGACUCAGUGAUCUCAGCUCUAGACCAAAGAGAAAUUACCAGUUGGUUCAACAUGGUUCCGGACUUCAACGUAGAUGAUUCCGACUACAGACCUAUAAUGUUACCUCGAGAUUCACACAAUAUCGACAUCGAUCAAUGGCAAAUCAAACAUAUAAUCACACUUCCUGUUCGAGAUGCACCCGUUGAAAAAACCAUCACUGUUCGUUGUCAACCAGGUUACGUUAUCGGUGUUCAGCUGCUCAACCCGAUUGAAAACAGGUCAACGGAAAACAUCUGGAUCUACGAUUCGCUAGCCGGGAACACAAACUCCGACGUGUGGCAAGUGAAACGAGAUGUUUCGGUAUUUCCACUAACAACGAGCAGCUAUGGAGCAAUUCUCCAAUACAAAAGUGGUCACAACGCUCUUGGAGGUGCCGUAAUCGUACUACGCUCGAUUCAAGCACCCAUCCAAAACAUUUAUAACAGAAUCGUUCGAGGUCCGGUGCCAACGCUACAGAUAACUUCAACCAAAAUCCAACGUAACUUCCGAGGUAUCACCGGUACAUAUUAUAAUCGGUAUCUAGGAGAGCAGAGCGAAAUUUACCUUCGCAAAGCUAACGAAUCCAUAAAAUUGAUAAACUGCGAGAUCAGUCACAAUCGGGAGGAAGCCGUUUUCAUUCAUUCACCCUUUUGGGAUGUACACGAGAGCAAUAUCUCGGAGAUAACCAUUCACAUCAACAACAGUAUGAUCAGAGAUAACGGGCGAGGAAUUCGACAGUUCUCCAAAGAUCUUCGCUCCUCGAACAACUUGUUCCACUACGUUUUGCAGGACACAACGGUUGAAAGUAACUCGUUCGGUGGAUUGGAGUUGAGUUUGCCAUAUGUUUGGCAGUACAACGAGAAUUUCACGCAUUCCGUGUUCCUGGGUAACGAUACUUGGGCCAGAAAUAGGAAGUUCGGUAUAAUUAUCGACGGCCACUACGCUGCGGUAAACAUAUCGUCGAACAUUUUUUCGGAAAACGUUUGUGCCCAUGGACUGAUCGGGUUCAAGGGAAUGGAGAAGAAGUUGCGAAUCGACAACAAUAAGAUUGUGCGGAAUUCUGGCAAGUAUUUGGUCGAGUUCCGAUCGGACAGUCAGAGCGAAAUUCUUGGCGAAAUACCAGCCAUGUUUGCUUUCAAUCACAUCGAGAGCAACGAGAAGGUGGCUUCAACACGAUCAGAAAUGAGAAACUUCAUCCGAGGUGAUCGGGGUAAUGCUAAGGAUCCGACCUGUGUUAUCGGCUUUGGAGGCGUUCAAAAGAUAAGGAUCUAUCGGAACGUGAUUUCGAAUAAUGAACAGGAUUACGAUUUGAUUGCGGGAAUUAAAUCAGCUAGGUUGAACAACUUCUUGGACGUUAAAGAGAAUUGGUGGGGUUCGCAGGAUGAGGAGCACAUCAAAACGAGAAUUUUUGAUUUCGAUGACUGGAAUAAUCAUGCAGAGGCCCAGUAUAGACCUUACUUGGUGGAAGAUGCAAUCGAUGGAAGUGUUUCCGUUUCAUUAUCUAGAAAUCGAUCCGUUGAUUUGGACAAUCUAGGAGGACGCAUAACAGAAGAUUUAUCGAUUUUCAGACGGGAGCAGCCGUAUGUUAUCAAGGCAGACAUCACAGUGAUGCCAGGAGUAACGAUGAAUAUAUUUCCGGGUGUUGUAAUGGAAUUUGCUCCCAAUGUUGGCAUUCUAGUGUUAGGCACUUUAAUAGCUAGGGGAACUCGUGAUGCUGAGAUUGUGAUGCGACCUUUCCAAAGUGCUUCUGAGCAGAUGAAUCGUGUGGAGCGGUCUUUGGAAAAUAUGAUCAACUACGACUCGAUUCGGCUGUGCGCUAAUCGGAACUGUUCGGGAAGCGAUCGGGAAAAUGAUAAAAUAAGAGAGGGUUUUUUGGAGUAUUACAACCACACAACUCUUCAAUGGAUUCCGAUUUGUGAUCGUAGGUUUACGGAGCGAAAUGCACAAGUUGUUUGCCGAGAGCUGGGAUAUGAUCCAUUGGACGUGUUCUUCGGACAUGAUCGUCGCAUAGAGUUCCAUACGAACUCUUUAACCCGAAUUUGGACGUGGGUCGAACCGAUGGAGUGCCAUGGAGACGAACUUCGAUUGGAAGAAUGUCCGGAACGUUUGAACGGUCAGUUGUACGGGAGACGUCACGAGUGUCAGUGGGAUUCCGAGUUUGUGUUCAUAAGUUGUAAUGGAGAACCUGAGCAAAGGAAUUAUUGGGGAGGAGUUCGUUUCGCUAAUCAAGAUUUUGAGGCAAGUUUGUACGAGCAUAGGAUUCACGAUGCUGUCACUCACGGAACAGCAAGACCAGUAGAAAGUGUUAUGGAGUUCGUUCGUAUCGAACGAGCAGGAAUGCUUCACGGUGAAAAGUCUCCGGCAGUUCAAACGAUAUCGAAGAACCCGAGUAUAAGCUUCGUUAACAUUCGAAACAGUGCUCAUCAUGCCGUCAAUUUGGUGUCUCCGAGCGAUGCUAUUCACUUGAACUUCUUGAACAUCUUCGAGGCUUUGGGACAUGGAAUCAAUGCCAUCUCGCUGACUGGUGAAGGUCGUGAGAGCGAUGAGUCCAGCUACAGCCCGAUGAAAGACCUGGAUCUACCGUACAAUUUGUUCUCAAUGAUCGACAUCUGCGACACCAACAAAGAAAUAACGCUGGAAGAACGAGUACUGGUCUAUUACAAGUACGAUAAUAAUCCUGUGAACUGCGUUAAGAUUUUCAAAAGCGCAUACCGAGUGAAGCCUUUGGGCUUCAGGUUGCUGCAAUCGAAUUUGUUCAACCACUCCAAGGAAUACGGACGGCGAGAUAUGAUCCAACUGCUCGAUGGAGACAUCUACAACGUUAGUGCGAAAGUCAUCGGAAUCGUAGAUGCUGACAGCGAUAAUCAGAAGAAACUUUUCAAGACGGAAGAACCGGCUUUGAGUGUGCGACUGAUUGCUAGUGGUGCACCGGCAAGACACGGGUUCAUUGCUGAAAUAGUUACGCUUCCUAUUUCUGCCAUUGGAUUCAAUCGUGACGCUCAGCACAACAUUUCGAACUCGGAGAUUAUGGGAUGCGUUGGAGGUGCGCUUCACUAUUCCACUGUUGGUGAGGUUUCGCCAAUUCUUACGUUGGAACGCAAUCGAUUCGUACGCAACUGUCGACAGUUGUAUGGGAAUUUUUCCUCCUGUGAAGCCACCGUCCGAGUAGACGUCCAGAACAUGCAGACAUUAUAUUUUAGGAAUAACUUGCUGCAAGAAAACCAAGGAGGUCUAUCGAUACGGGCCGACUCUCGAGGGUCAGCAACGUCGCUCAGAGGAUGGGUUCAUAACAAUCUCUUCGUGAAGAACCGAAACAGGCCGGCACUUUACGUUGAGGGGCGUCAAUCUUCACCGUAUCAGGAAGUCACCGUUCACAACAACUAUUUCUCCCAGAAUGAAGCCGGGUUCCGGGAUGUUGUGGUGCUGAGACAGGUUGUUUCCAAUUUCAGCUACAACUACGUACACAGUAAUCGAGGAGGUCGCAUCAUCGAGGUUUCUGGAUUCGAUCGAGUUCGGUUGCCGAUCUAUCAGACGACCUCGCAUAAUGGAUUCUAUGAUAAUGUAGCAACCGAUUGGAGCGGAAGAGCUACGAUCGUGGCAGGAACCGCUGGACAACACUACAUUGACAACAUCUUCGCCAAUCCGGACAAUGAUUAUGAAAUGAUAACAGUCAACCGAUCGAUAUUUGACUUCCAGUUCUGGAAUAGUACUUUGGACGUGUGGAAGACGAAAAUCGAUGCCAAGCACAACUUCUGGAGCUUCAACGAAACGCUGGCAGUAGGAGGCCGUAUUCGAGACCGUUACGAUGACCCGCAGCUGCUGGAAGUUCAAUACCUGCCGCUGCAUAUGAACAAUCUAACAGUACUUGAUGGAAAGUGCCCUCCCGGGUGGACCUUGCUCGUGGACACUUGCUACAUGUAUGUCGGAGCACCGAUGAGCUUCCGGGAAGCCAGAGAUUUCUGCCGUUCGGACAAUGCCUCGUUGCCGUUCAUUCAUGGGGAUUACGACGUGUUGUGGAGAUUCUUGGAACAACAGUCCCGCUAUCUGCGGUCGGCUGAGAAAGUUUGGAUUCAGGAUCCUAACUAUAUCGAUCGCUGUACUUCGUUUAUCUAUCGAAACGUGGAGAUCGAGGAAUGUCACGAACGGCAUGCCUUCCUAUGUGAAAUCGAUCCUAAGGUUCAAAUUGACCCACUGUUCUGGAAAGCCGAUACGGUGGCGAUCGCGAUGCUGUCUGCGUUGAUUUUGGUGUUCCUGCUGCUGCUGUUGAUCUGUAUGUGCUGGGUGUUCAAGUCCCGCUUCAGGCAGAAGCAGCGUCUUCAGCGGCGUAACAGUAUUCGCCAGAGUUUGCGCAGUUUGAACAGCAUCGAUCCGCAGGGUUCGAUACGGAGGAGAAACUUUGUCGUAUCUCGUUCAACGGACACCCUUAGAUCAGUAACGACUGGAACCACGGACUACAAGAAGAUGGCCUCAAACGGAUCGAUCGAAUCGGUCGAUAAGAGUGUGCUAAGUUCGGAGACCAACUAUGAUGCCUACGAUAAGCAGCAACAAGCCUAUGGUAACGAGUACGCGGAUCAACUGAAAAGUCAGAUGGGUUACAGCGAUGCGAACGUUACCAAUGGGGGUGGAGAUUACAUGCAGCAUUCCAAUGACGGAAGUCCAACACGCCCAACCAAAGUCUACGGACUGCCAGACUACAGCUCUCACGGAGGCAGUACAGCGUUUGAGUUGGCAUUCCGAAACGAAGGAUUCCGAGAUAACUCGACGACCUAUUCGGGAAUCACGAGAAACAACUCGAUAAGUACCGCGAUUAACGAAGAUACUCCAAUCAUCCAUCACCCUGUUGAAAACGAGGAUACAGGUUCGGACUAUUACGGUAACUCCAGCACUCUUCCGAUGCGUGUUCGAGGAGACAAUCUGUCAUUCUUGAGUGAACUGAAGAACCGAUUGCCCGAAUACGCUCCAAUGCCACAGGGUCACACCAGUUUCCUACCGAACUCAAAUCGCAACUCUCAGGAAAGUGGGAACCCUUCACUGCCAUACUCACCUCACGAAUACCAACAACCGUCGAUACAGAUCCGUCGACCGCCCCACAAUGGGUUCACUCAACCAACGGCAGUAGUAUCCCCAAACGUCGACAAUGGUCGGGAUAUUCGUCGACCAGAUUCCUACAUGAAAGCGGUUAAGAAAUAUGCUACCCCAGGCCGCGAAAGGGAAUCCAUCAUUCCGCCACCUCGAAUCGACAUCGGCAAUGCAGCCAGCCAACGAAGACCAAAGACAGUGUACGAAGCGUCUCCAACAGAAACGAUGACGGCACCUCCGAUGACACCGGCCUCGCCGCAACGAACCACCUACAACCGGUCCCGAUCGGAAGCGCUGCUCGAAACGAACUUCGACGAAGCUCUGCCGCCGAUGGCCGAAAUGUUGAGUGCCGACAGCCGCAGCUAUUCACAACCCCUCGAGACUGCUAUUAAUGGUACAGUCAUACACUGACUGACUUCGCUACUCGCCAAAAAAAAGCCGACAUCGUCAUCCUGCCAGCCGAAUGGAUCAAUCCUAGAGAGAGAAAACCUUAUUAAAAACUAACUUUUACCGAAUGCUAGCUCUGUGUUCAACAGGAUUCGAGUAAGUCGAAUUCAAGAGAUAGAAAGCCUUAGUCCGAAUAUUUAGCUCUCGGUGAGCAUAAUUGUAGAUUAAACGAUCGAACGAAAUAAUGAAGGAAAUUUAGGUAUUAAAACAUGUAAGAAGUAAGAAACGCGCGAAGGCACGUGCAUUAAUUUGCACGCAAUAUUGAACACAAGAAACUAACCCGUUUCUUGCGUGAAAGAUUCGAUACAUCGUGGAAGUUUAACGAAACCGUACUUGACGGAAGGGAGACGACAAGAACUGUAAUAAGGGUACUGAAACGGUCUAAAACUGUUACUGGUUUGACCAGCGUAUUAAUAAAACGCUGCAAAUUGUAUAAACGUUUUUUAGAUAUAGAUUUUCAAUCAAAUUUUAUUUUUAAAAUCGAACUCGUGAUAAUAGCAGUUUAAGAUCAAUAUUAAUCGGUAAUGCCUUUUCGAGAACGCAAUUGAAAACGUCAUCACAAAAAAAAAAAAAAUAGAAUAGGAAAAAACGCAAAAAAGUUGAUUCAGUCACAGUGACUCACAGAUAUGAACUAAUAAGAAGGCAUCAGAGAGGAGUUUUCUUCUGGCUUGCAUGAAAUAUUCAAAAAAAAAAAAAAAAUGGAUUAAGAAAGUUUUUCAAAAAUAAAGAAAGCAACAACGAAAAUGGAAAUGAUAAGUGGGUAGCAAAAAAUGUAUUCAACAAUCCCAAUGCAAUGUCUGUGAUCGAAUCGAAACGCGUUUUGCAUCCCUUGAGCCCACGAGCUGGCGAUAGUUACUAGAAAGUGCUAGUUUAUGUUUUCGAAACAGGUCAAUGAAAUCUAAUCACGCCGGGCAAGAGAUAAUCUUAAAUAUUCAGCUUCCUGCCCCACAACCGAUGCGAUUGAAUGGGAAACAUUUGUGUAUUGUAAACUUUGGGUUCGCCACAGCUCAUAAAUGUUCAAUGAUUAUUUAGAAAGGAAAAAAAAUCUAAGGAAGGCAGAACAAUCGAACAUAGUCAUAGUAGCAUCUGUAUUGUUGACGUUAAGUUUCAGGAGUAAGCAUAAAACAUAUAAACCUUCUGAGAUGUCUAAGUCGUGUCGCUCGACGGGAGUAUUGCGUUAUCAAUCAUGCCUGGCGUAACAGAGCCAUGGUAUUUUCCAUGACGAAUUAGGUUCUUUUUCUUGCUUGGCCGUUGAUUAUUUCAAUGCAGUAGGUAUUUGACGAAACAGACUAAUCAGGAACCAAUGCAAUCGUUAAUUCAUAAGAAAUGAACAAAAAAAAAAUUACAGAUGCGGGCAGAGUAUUAUUUUUUAAUUAUGCAAUCAGGUGGAGUCGCGUCAGAUUAGUCUAUUUCAUUCGAUUUAUUUUUGGAUCCGUCCAAUCAUUAAUUUAAUUGGAUCUUAGUCCAGCUUAAUCUAAGUUUAAUUAGUUAAAUUUGACCAUGUGCAAAUGUAAGAUACGAUGUGCGUCCAGUAUAGAGAACUUAUUGUUAAAGUUAUAGGUAGCUGAGAAGCGUUCGAACGAUGAAAUAAAUUUUAUGAAUGUUGAAAUUUGUA
This is a messenger RNA of Uranotaenia lowii, 12083 nucleotides long. Its product is annotated as protein bark beetle-like. Bases 932 to 10432 code for a protein of 3166 amino acids. NCBI's taxonomy places the organism in Eukaryota, Metazoa, Arthropoda, Insecta, Diptera, Culicidae. The record is from RefSeq and is a predicted model, not a curated record. The transcript is spliced from 12 exons. Gene Ontology annotation, cellular component: membrane.